This is a messenger RNA of Aureobasidium musti, 486 nucleotides long. Lineage: Eukaryota; Fungi; Ascomycota; Dothideomycetes; Dothideales; Saccotheciaceae. The record is from the annotation of a GenBank genome assembly.
AUGCGUUUCACCAACUUCGCCAUUGCAGCUUUCUCGCUGUCGCUGGCCACUGCUAUGCCGACAAAGCGUGCGAUCGUGCUUCCUGGAAAUGACGGCACUGGUAAUGGAGUUGUUCCGUCUGUCGGCGUAGCAGUUGAUGACGGAGUGCAAGCCGUUGAGGGUGCUGUCGCUGCAAUUGUCAAGGGAGGCUCAGACAACAGCAAGCGUGCCAUCGUGCUCCCUGGAAAUGACGGCACUGGUAAUGGAGUUGUUCCGUCUGUCGGCGUAGCAGUUGAUGACGGAGUGCAAGCCAUCGAGGGCACUUUUGCAGGUGUUGUCAAGGGCGGCUCAGACAACAGCAAGCGCGCUAUCGUACUCCCUGGAAAUGACGGCACGGGUAACGGAGUUGUUCCAUCUGUUGGCGCAGCAGUUGAUGGCGUAGUGCAGACCGUCGAGGGCGCUUUUGCAGGUGUUGUCAGGGGCGGCGAUGCGUCCGACGCAGAGUGA